AUGCUCCGCGCCCUCCCUCUCCUGCUGGCGCUCCCGCGAGCUGCCUCGAGCCUCUGCGUGACGCCGCUCCGCGCAUCACCAAAAUGGAUUGGUGCGCCUCUUCUGCGCCGCGCAGGCACCGCCACACUUUCCAUCGCCGAGCUUGAGCAGCGAGAGAGGGCGGGCGAGAUUGUGGCCGGCGUGGGCGAGGGCCGUGAGCUGCCGAGCCUCUCUGGGAUCAACACUCUGCCGGCGCCGCUCCAGGCCCUCACUGUCGUCGCGAUCUCGGCUGCCAUCGGCGGCCUCACCGUGGCGCUGGCCGGCCCUGUGUUUGAUGCCGCGAGAGGCAGCGGCCUGUGGCAGCUCUCUCGGCCGACGUGGCCGCUCCUCGGCUUCAUCUACCUCGCGGCCGGCGUUGCCCACUUCACCGAGGCGGAGGGCUUCGAGAACAUCACGCCUCCGAACGGUACCUGGGGCUUCUGGUACACGCCCUUCUCACCCAGGGCGAACGUCUACUGGACCGGCGUGGUCGAGAUCUUUGGCGGCGCGUGGAUGCUCUUCGGCGCCGGCGCGGCGCUCGCCGGCAUCGCGCUGCCCUCCUCCCUCGGCCCCGUCACCUCAGACGCAGCGCUGACUCUCUUCCUGCUCACCGUCCUCGUGACGCCCGCAAACCUGUACGCGCUCACGCACAACGCAAAGUUCCCGCUUUCCGUCGAGACGCCGGUGAUUGGCCACGCCGUGCGGCUGCUGUUCCAGCCGGUCCUCCUCGCGAUGUUCUGGGAGAUGGCGCAGCCCACCCUUUUCGACGCCAAGGCCAACCUCGGCCUGCUCUGA
Molecule: messenger RNA, 813 nt
Organism: Emiliania huxleyi CCMP1516
Lineage: Eukaryota; Haptophyta; Isochrysidales; Noelaerhabdaceae
Exons: 1
Coding region: 1-813 (270 amino acids)
Source: RefSeq, a predicted model, not a curated record